Cladophialophora bantiana CBS 173.52 is the source of this 333-nucleotide messenger RNA. RefSeq lists its product as uncharacterized. NCBI's taxonomy places the organism in Eukaryota, Fungi, Ascomycota, Eurotiomycetes, Chaetothyriales, Herpotrichiellaceae. The transcript has a single exon. The coding region runs from base 1 to 333 and encodes 110 amino acids. The record is from RefSeq and is a predicted model, not a curated record.
AUGUCCUUUUGGUUGUCCCGACCAUUCCUGAUCGACCACAAAAGCUGUGCCAUCGCAAUGCCUAGUCUUUGCCUCGAGGAGUCCGAUAACCCACCUGGGCCGCCCUCGCCGUUCACCCCAACGCAAUUACAAUAUCAACUGCACCUGACCCUGUCCUCCAAAUAUGAUGGAGAUCCACAGGACUGGAAGAACAUGCUAACCAUUCUGGAAGAAGUGGACCAUUGGCUGAAGUUGUUUCCCAAAACCUACACCGUCACGGAACCAAACACGUUUUGGGACAAGGAUUUCCCAUAUGUGCAGCUCCAGGGCGAGCAUCUCCACACAAUGUCCUAG